Messenger RNA from Astyanax mexicanus (Mexican tetra), 547 nucleotides. RefSeq names its product charged multivesicular body protein 5-like. The record is from RefSeq and is a predicted model, not a curated record. Gene Ontology annotation, cellular component: multivesicular body. Lineage: Eukaryota; Metazoa; Chordata; Actinopteri; Characiformes; Acestrorhamphidae. Gene Ontology annotation, biological process: vesicle budding from membrane; late endosome to vacuole transport via multivesicular body sorting pathway. The transcript has a single exon. Bases 72 to 410 code for a protein of 112 amino acids.
GGAGUAACACUGCGCUUGGUUAGCUGCUCAGUGCGGAUCUUCUUGUUGUUCAGAAGGUAAAUCAGGUGGAAAUGCAGCGACUUUUUGGCCGAGGGAAGCCCAAAGACCCCGCACUCAGCCUCGCGGACUGUGUAACACUGAUUGAUUCACGAGUAGAGUCUAUGGAUGAGAAGAUAUCCGGGUUUGACGUAGAGCUAAAGAAAUGCCUACAGCAGAUGCAGACAAUGAGGGAUGGUCCACCAAAGAACCUGGUGAAGCAGAAAGCCAUGCGAGUUCUUCGACGUAAGAAAAUGUAUGAAGCGCAGAGGGAUCAGCUGAAGCAGCAAUCCGUCAACAUGAAGCGAGCCAGGGACAUCAUUCAGGCCCUUAAAGACACUAAAACAACUAAAGAUCGGACUAAAAACAUUUAAGAAGAAGAAGGAAGAACAUUAAUAAAUAAGAUAAGAUAAUCCUUUAUUAAUACCACAAUGGGGAAAUAUACAAUGUCACAGCAGCACAGAUGAAAGGACAGAAAAAUAUAAACAAAUAAUAUAUAUAUAUAUAUAUA